AAAAUAUAUUGUAUUUAGCAUCAUAAUUUGUCAUCUUAAACAUUAUAUCAUGAUGAACAUAAUUUAAAUCUUAGAAUUUUUAACGGUAAAAAUUUCAAAAUCAUCAUGCAAUUUUCUGUAUGGAAUAAUUUUCAUGCAAUAAUCUGGUCGCGGAAUAAUUUAUUCGUGGAAAAAAAUAUUCCUCUC
Messenger RNA from Clunio marinus, 186 nucleotides. The record is from the annotation of a GenBank genome assembly. NCBI's taxonomy places the organism in Eukaryota, Metazoa, Arthropoda, Insecta, Diptera, Chironomidae.